Molecule: messenger RNA, 2217 nt
Organism: Colossoma macropomum (tambaqui)
Lineage: Eukaryota; Metazoa; Chordata; Actinopteri; Characiformes; Serrasalmidae
Gene: bmp15
Product: bone morphogenetic protein 15
Exons: 2
Coding region: 169-1353 (394 amino acids)
Biological process (GO): BMP signaling pathway; SMAD protein signal transduction
Cellular component (GO): extracellular region
Molecular function (GO): growth factor activity; cytokine activity
Source: RefSeq, a predicted model, not a curated record
UAACGCGCAGGGCCUUUUACGCUGAGCAGGUUAACUGAGGCCCGCUGCUGCAGAAAGGUGAAGCAGGUGAAGCGGUGGUCGGGUGAUGCGUGGCACAAAUUCCGCCCUGUGACUUUGCUGGACGAUGGUAGCCUCCCUGGCUGCACUCAGCCGUGCCACAAGCUGAACAUGAAGGCUGCCGGCAGUCACACUUUCCUCAGACUUUGUGUGCUGUCGUGUUUCUUGCUGUUGUUGUCCACGUUCUCGGGCGCCGCCGAUAAAAUGGCCUUUUCGCCCUCGCGCCUCGGGGUGCCGACCUCCACGGAGCAGGGUCGAAGAAACCGCCACACGAAACACAGGAGCCCCAACACCAGCGGGCUUCCAGAGAGACAGGCGGAGGACCAGAGUCUGCAGUUCAUGUGGAGUCUGUACAGGAGAGCGGCGGAUGCGGACGGUAGGCCGAAGCAGCACAAACUGUUUGGGUCCAACACCGUCAGGCUGAUUCGUGCGUUUACCGCAAGAAAACACUUCCACUCCUCACAAAACGACCUGCUGUACUCUUACACCGUACAGUAUGAAUUGGAAAACCUCCCACUGAACAAACUACUGAGGGCGUCUUUCGUUCAUCUGAGGUCACCGGUGGCACCAUACCCUCCUGUUAGGUGCACGGCCAGAGUGUCAUCCUCACAGCCUGCCAAUGACACUGAUGUCACUCUGGGCCCUCAGAGCUUGUGGACUGUAUCUGACGUCACGUCCUAUGUGUCUCAGUUUAAAGGUAGCAAGUUGGCCCUCAUUGUUCGGUACAAGUGUCUGGAAGUUGGUUGGGUUCAACCUGCUGUUGUGAGACGCAGGGCCCAGAGGAAACGUCUCCCGCCGCAGAACCACCUAAGAGCCCCUGCUUUGCUUCUCUUCCUGGAAGAAGAGGGACAUCCUAUGGAAUGGGCGAAGUACGUCAGAGCUCUUUCUCGCCCUGGCUCGAGAUCCCGGCGCUCCAGAGAACCCGGCAGCAUAGUUGCUGACAUCCCGAAUUACAAGCAGGGCAAGAACAGCGUAGCCAAGAACCAGUGCAAGCUGCACUCGUACCGUGUGACCUUCCGCGACCUGGGCUGGGACCACUGGAUCAUUGCACCACACAUGUACAACCCACGCUACUGCAUGGGCGACUGCCCCCGCAUCCUGCAUUACGGCCUGAAUUCACCCAACCACGCCAUCGUACAGACCUUCAUCAGUGAGCUGGGCGUGGCUGACAUCCCACUGCCUUCCUGCGUGCCGUACAAAUACAAACCCAUCAGCGUGUUGAUGAUGGAGAAGAAUGGCAGCAUCGUCUACAAGGAGUACGAGGACAUGGUGGCAGAAUCUUGCACCUGUAGAUGAAUGUGGGGUCGGGAAAGCACAAGGAACAAAUGGAAAUCAACGGAUUGAUCACUAUGAACUUUCCACACGGUACCACCACCACUGUUGAAUUUUUGUCACCAUCUCUUGCCCUCAGCUAACCUGUACCUGAUGAAGGUGUGCUCUAGUCUCAUGGACAAAUAGUUGACUGAUGCAUGGCAAGAGAAGAGUUGUAGGCCAUGCAAAUAGUGGUGUUUUUUUUUUUUUCUUUUUAUUCAAGUUUUCAGUUUUGUAUUUGUCUGUGUAUCGUAUUUAUUGUUGUCUGUCAUGUUGUAAUGAUGGAGGGAAAGUAAUAGAAUUUUGUAUGUGUCUGGACUUAAGUGUUAGGUGUUAAGUGUUUGCACUUUACUUAACUCUAUAGAAAAGUCCACUUAAAAAAAGGGAAAAAAAAAGAUUUUGGAUAAAAGGGGGAAAAAAAACUAUGAAAAGAACUGUUUGGUGCCUUUGCUGUGCUUGUUGGACUUCGCAGAAUGAUGCUGCUGCUGCUGCUGCUGCUGUUACUGAUGCUGCUAUUGCGACCUCUUUUGGAAACCACGUGUUCUUGCACAUUGUGUUCCUGGUCAGAGGCAGUAGCCUCCAGAGGGAAGGAAGGGGGCCAAUGUUUGAAUUUGAGUGUCCUAAUUCCACAUGAAAGGAGAUGUGCAUAAUGUUUAUGGAUUAUAUAUUUUCAUAGACAUGUUUCUUAAAGAGAGUAUGAAGAGAUUGGUCGUGCAAUAAAAAUGAUCAUUUUAUAAGUCUUGAGAGAUGAAAUAAAGCACAUUUUGUAAAAAAAGUUUGACUUUAUUUAGCAUUUUGUUUUGAAAUUAAAUAGAAAAUAUUUUUAUCAGUCGGGCUUAACAUAUUACC